Molecule: messenger RNA, 1190 nt
Organism: Chinchilla lanigera (long-tailed chinchilla)
Lineage: Eukaryota; Metazoa; Chordata; Mammalia; Rodentia; Chinchillidae
Product: olfactory receptor 4C12-like
Exons: 2
Coding region: 125-1054 (309 amino acids)
Biological process (GO): G protein-coupled receptor signaling pathway
Cellular component (GO): membrane
Molecular function (GO): olfactory receptor activity; G protein-coupled receptor activity
Source: RefSeq, a predicted model, not a curated record
AUCUCGCCUUGUACUGGUGGGAGGAAGUAUCAGAUGCAACUGAGAAUACAAAGUCUAAUUGGCAGCAGAGCUGAGAUGAGCUUAAACAUUUGUAUCUGGAAUUCUUACCACCCACACUGAGUGCAUGGAGAAUCGCAGGAACGUGACCGAGUUCAUUUUAAUUGGUCUCACACAGAACCCUGGGAUGCAGAGAGCCGUGUUUGUGGUCUUUCUGGUUCUGUACAUGAUCACGCUUUCCGGAAACCUGCUCAUCGUGGUCACCACUGUCAGCAGCCAGGCUCUGAGCUCGCCCAUGUAUUUCUUCCUGAGCCACCUUUCCUUGAUAGACACAGUUUAUUCUUCUUCUUCAGCUCCGAAGCUGAUUGUGGACUCCCUGCAUGAGAAGAAAGUCAUCUCCUUUAACGGCUGUAUGGCUCAGGUGUACGCAGAACACAUUUUUGGUGCUGCCGAGAUCAUCCUGCUGACGGUGAUGGCCUACGACCGCUAUGUGGCCAUCUGCAAACCUCUGCACUACAUGACCGUCAUGAGCCGCAAGCUCUGCGUUCUCCUUGUGGGGGUGGCGUGGACUGGAGGAUUUCUGCAUGCAACUAUUCAGAUCCUCUUUACCGUGUGGCUGCCCUUCUGUGGCCCCAACGUCAUAGACCACUUUAUGUGCGACUUGUACCCUCUGUUGCAACUUGUCUGCACGGACACGCACACCCUUGGUGUAUUUGUUGCUGCCAACAGCGGGCUCAUCUGCCUGUUGAACUUCCUCCUCUUGAUGGUGUCCUAUGUGGUCAUCUUGCGCUCCCUGAAGAACUAUAGCUUGGAGGGGAGGCGCAAAGCCCUCUCCACCUGUGUGUCUCACGUUACAGUCGUUGUUAUAUUCUUUGUGCCCUGCAUAUUUGUGUAUCUGCGCCCAGUGACCACUUUGCCAAUUGACAAAGCAGUGGCUGUCUUUUAUACCGUGGUGGCACCUAUGUUAAACCCUUUAAUCUACACCCUGAGAAACGCUGAGGUAAAGAGUGCAAUGUGGAAGCUCUGGAGCAGAAAGGUGACUUCAGCGAAUAGUUGACCAUGAUCAAUGAAUAUUACACAGAGAGGUAAUAGAUGUGAUGUCAUCUGAGUUUCUUGAGCUACAGGUGAAGACAUCAGCUGUAAGAAGGAUUUAUGUAGCAUUUUCAGAUAGCUAUUUAAGCACUGGAGUGUAA